Pezoporus flaviventris is the source of this 958-nucleotide messenger RNA. It is a transcript of the gene MAIP1, whose product is annotated as matrix AAA peptidase interacting protein 1. Bases 47 to 793 code for a protein of 248 amino acids. Gene Ontology annotation, cellular component: mitochondrial inner membrane. NCBI's taxonomy places the organism in Eukaryota, Metazoa, Chordata, Aves, Psittaciformes, Psittacidae. Gene Ontology annotation, biological process: inner mitochondrial membrane organization; protein insertion into mitochondrial inner membrane from matrix. Gene Ontology annotation, molecular function: ribosome binding. The transcript has 5 exons. The record is from RefSeq and is a predicted model, not a curated record.
AGCGGGAGUUCCGACCGGACGGGGCGGUGGGACGGCAGCGGCCAUCAUGGCGCUGCGCGCGGCUACGGGCCGCUGUCGGUGGCUCGCGCGCGCGCUGGCGGCGCCGGGUCCGGCCCGCGUCCCCCCGAUGCCGCCACUAUCACCGCCCGCCGCUGCUGCCGCAUCGGGCCUGCUCCGGGCCCGCGCCCGGUUCGCCAGCACCGCCGGGCAGGGUCCGGAGGGCGAGCGUCUUCAGCGGCGGGUGGUGGUGGUGAGGAUCACCAGCCCCUUCGCCUGGCUCCGCACCCGCUUCUAUUACCUCCUCAUCAGGCUUUACUUCGAUCAGGAGUUCAGCAUCGAAGAGUUCACGCGGGGAGCCAAGCAGGCCUUUUCUGUUGUUUCAAAGCUGCUGUCUCAGCGUAAACUUGAGCUGCUGGAUGAACUUGUAUCAGCAGAGGUACUUCAGGUGCUGAAGGAAAAGAUUUCUUUGCUCCCUGACAGCCACAGGGAUGCUUUAGCAGCUGACAUUGAUUCAAUCAUGUACACAACAGAAGGAGAUGUUCGCAUUUACUAUGAUGAUGAUGGAAGAAAGUUUGUUAGUAUCUUGAUGUGUUUCUGGUAUCUGAAUGGUGCUAACCUACCUGACAAAGUACCAGGUGAAACCAAAGUUUUCCAGAUUGUGUUUGGAGAUGAAAGUUCAAAAGAAAAAAAGCAUCUUUUAACAGCAAACUAUGAGUUCCAAAGGGAAUUUACAGAUGGAGCAAAACCAGAUUGGACAAUUACACGGAUUGAACAUCCAAGGCUAUUAGAAUAAAUGCCUUCUACAGUCUUUUUGUGUACCACUGUAGAUGUUAGGUCUCUCUUCCCCCACCCCCCCUUCCCAUCCGAAAGAGGGAUGAAUUUUGUAUGUUUCAUUUCCCCAAAUUGUUCCUGAAACUUAUUCUAUGCUGCAGCAUUACAAUAAAGCCUUUUCCCUGGA